Molecule: messenger RNA, 3735 nt
Organism: Anoplophora glabripennis (Asian longhorned beetle)
Lineage: Eukaryota; Metazoa; Arthropoda; Insecta; Coleoptera; Cerambycidae
Gene: Pkn
Product: serine/threonine-protein kinase N
Exons: 13
Coding region: 448-3528 (1026 amino acids)
Biological process (GO): signal transduction; protein phosphorylation
Molecular function (GO): small GTPase binding; protein serine/threonine kinase activity; ATP binding
Source: RefSeq, a predicted model, not a curated record
UGACAGACUGAAGAAACAAACUGAUAACCCUGUAAAUAGGUAUUCCGUAUAUUAUUAGUAAUACAGUGUACAUCAGAAUGCAGGGAAUAUUCUGUAUUCUGAGGUAGUAAUGUUGAGAUGAUGGAAAAUUUUUAUGAAAUCGAGUUGUUUUAAACCUUGGUGAGUGCCGUGAAAGGCCUAAAUUAACAGAAAAGACUUUGAAAUAUGUUUUGUGUACGUUCAGUAAUACAGAUUAGUAAUCAUGUGCUGCUAAGAUGUGAAGCUGUGUACUAGAAUAAAUUAAGAACAUUAUUAAGGAUUUUGGUCUAUUACAAGUGCAGUCCAAUUUGGGUGAAAUUACAUAUGAAGAAGUGCCUUUUGUAAUAUUGUGAGAAAAUGACUAAUAGUGUAUUACCACCAUCAUUUAUCUAAAUAUCUAAUGCGAUGCAAAUUUGAUUUGUAGUUAAAAUGGCUGACCCAAAUUAUCAGGGGGACUACAUCAAACACCCAGUGGUUUAUGAAUUGUCCCAUAAAUAUGGAUUGUCUAUUGACAAUCUUAACGAUGCUCAAUUACCUAAUAAAUUAGAGGAAUUAAAGGACAUUAUAAGAAAAGAAAUUAGAAAGGAAUUGAAAAUUAAAGAAGGUGCAGAAAAAUUAAGAGGUGUUUCUACUGAUCGAAAAUCUCUUAAUCAUGUUGCUACCAUCGUCAAAAACUCUAAUUGGAAAUUAACUGAACUUAAAAAUGAACUAAGUGAGCUAGAAUCACAGAUUAUCCUGACUCAAGGACAAAGCACUCCAAACACCUCAAUGAAUGAUAAUUCGAAAAUAUCAGAUAAUCAGAACUAUGAUAAAUCAAAUUUUAAUCACUGCAGCAAAAUUGAAAACCUUGAAAAGCAGCUUAAUAUUGAACUUAAAGUUAAACAAGGCGCUGAAAAUAUGAUUCAGAGCAUUAUUGGAAAAGAUAAGAAAUUGUUAGCAGAAGCCCAACAAAUGUUGCAAGAUUCUAAGAAAAAAAUAGAAUAUUUAAAAAUGAAAAUUACAAAGUUAAAACAUGAUACUGAUUUAAAAUCACGAGGCCUUAUAACUGAUAAUAAUGAUAAUGGAGAUUUGUCCCAAAGAGAAUUGGAACCUCUUUUGGAGGAUAGAAUAGAAGACUUAAAGCAUAGAUUAAGAGUCGAAGCAGCUGUGGUGGAAGGAGCAAAAAAUGUUAUCAAGUUGCUACAAAAUGGAAAUAAAGAGAAGAGUGAUAGGAGAGCUUUGACAGAGGCUCAAGAGGGUUUGAGGGCGAGUAGCAUGAAGUUAGAUUUAUUAAAAAGAUCGUUAGAAUUGAGAAAAGCAGAAUUGCCGUCCGAUUCUCCAAUGGCUGUUCAACUCAAAGAGGAGCUGGCAAAUGCUCUACUUUGUAGCCCUGUGUCUAUUCAUUAUACUAGUCUUCAACCAUUCAAAGAGACAAUAACCAAUACAAACAUAUAUACGUCAUCAUUUAGUAGAUGCGCCGCAGUGACUGGAACAUUAGAAGUUAGGCUGAUGGGUUGUCAAGAUCUUCUCGAAGAUGUGCCUGGAAGACCUCGGAAAGAUGCGGAUCAAUCGACCACUAUGGAUUUAAGAUUUUUCAAGAAGGGAGUUACAGGACGCACAUCUUUGAAAAGUUACAGUAUUAAGGAAGAAGUCAGUGAUGAAAUUAUGGCAGUAUUAAAGUUAGACAAUACCACAGUCGCUCAAACUAGUUGGAGACCUUGUUCACAACAGGCUUGGGACCAGAGGUUUUCCAUUGAACUAGAUAAAUCAAGAGAAUUAGAAAUUGGCAUUUAUUGGAGAGAUUGGAGAUCUUUAUGUGGUAUAAAAUUUUUGAAACUUGAAGAAUUUAUAGAUGAUGAAAGACAUGGGAUGGCACUACAUUUGGAGCCUCAGGGAUUACUUUUUGCUGAGAUAAAAUUUUUGAAUCCCAUGGUUUCUAAGCGACCAAAACUUCGGAGACAAAAGAGAAUAUUUAAACAAGUCAUGCCAAGGGCUAAGCAAAUGAAUAUCAAUAUUGUAACAUGGGGUAGAUGGAUGAAGCAGUCUUCUAGAAUUCCUGCAAAAGAACAUAUAAUAUCUAUAGAUGAUCAAAUAAUACUAGAUAAACCAGAAACACCAGGAGAAACUCCCGAUCCUCAAGUUCUUGGUCUUGGGGGACAAAGACCUUUGGGGUUAGUAUUAAAUAUUGCCAAUGAACAACCUUCACCACCAGCAACGGCUAUUCUACCAAAAGUUGCAAAAAAAGGAAUAUCUGUCACACCACCACCAAUUCCGCCAAGACUGGACCCAGAGAGUGCUGCUGCUUUGAAAGAAUUUGAUUUUCUAGAAGAUCAAGAAAUUUCUCGUCCAGGUCCCCUUCUAAUUCCAUCUAAAUCUAUUUGUUCAGAGAAACUGGAGCUUCCUAGUCCACAACCUGUUAUUGAGUUUCCAGAUGAUGAGCCAACAUAUGUUUCAACAAGUAUUAUUACAAGAGAAUUAAGCUACAGAGAGAAUGUGUCUGAUAUAAGAAGCCAACCUCAGCAUUCGGGAAUGGGCAUUGAUCAUUUUAAACUUAUAAGCGUACUCGGAAGAGGUCAUUUUGGCAAAGUUAUUUUAUCCCAGUAUAAGAAUACGGGAGAAUAUUUUGCUAUCAAGGCGUUGAAGAAAGGAGAUAUUUUAGCACGUGACGAAGUGGAAUCGCUGUUAUCAGAAAAAAGAAUAUUUGAAGUGGCAAAUUGCAUAAGACAUCCGUUUUUGGUUAACUUAUUUGCUUGCUUUCAAACGGAUGCUCAUGUGUGUUUCGUUAUGGAAUAUGCGGCGGGUGGUGAUUUAAUGAUGCAUAUUCAUGCCGACGUCUUCAGUGAACCAAGGGCUGUUUUUUAUGCAGCGUGUGUUGUCCUAGGAUUGCAAUAUUUACACGAGAACAAAAUAAUUUAUCGGGAUUUAAAAUUGGACAACCUUCUCUUGGAUACGGAAGGCUAUGUGAAGAUUGCGGAUUUCGGUCUUUGCAAAGAAGGUAUGGGUUUCGGUGAUCGUACGGGGACAUUCUGUGGGACGCCAGAAUUUUUAGCCCCCGAAGUUUUAACAGAAACGUCCUAUACCAGAGCCGUGGACUGGUGGGGUCUCGGUGUUCUUAUAUUCGAAAUGCUUGUUGGAGAAUCGCCUUUUCCAGGAGAUGAUGAAGAAGAAGUGUUUGAUUCCAUAGUGAAUGAUGAAGUUCGUUAUCCUCGUUUUUUGUCCUUAGAAUCAAUAGCAAUUAUGAGGAGGCUGCUUCGUAAGAGUCCUGACAGAAGAUUAGGUUCUAGUGAAAGAGAUGCAGAUGAUGUAAAGAAGCAAGCAUUUUUUAGACAUAUCCAUUGGGAUGAAUUGCUACAUCGAAGGAUACCACCACCAUUUGUUCCUACUAUUCAUUCUAUGGAAGAUGUAAGCAAUUUUGAUGAAGAAUUCACAUCAGAAAAGCCACAACUCACACCUCCGAAAGAACCAAGACAACUUACUAGCCAAGAUCAAAAUCUAUUUAGAGAUUUUACAUAUAUAGCUGACUGGUGCUGACAAUAAUACUAAAAUGUAUUAUAUUUGAUAUUCAUAGUUUUGAAAAAAUAUUAUAAUGCAAUGAAGAACCAUUAUCUGAAAUCUUGAUCAAUAACUGCCACAACCGUGGCAUUGUGUAUAAAGAACUAACGCUUUUAGAUGCAAAUCCUAUAGAUAUCCAUCAUUUAGAUUAAUAAUAAGAAUUUCAAUAAAAACGUUUUAUACAAA